Molecule: messenger RNA, 1639 nt
Organism: Perca fluviatilis (European perch)
Lineage: Eukaryota; Metazoa; Chordata; Actinopteri; Perciformes; Percidae
Exons: 2
Coding region: 189-587 (132 amino acids)
Source: RefSeq, a predicted model, not a curated record
ACCAGUGUUUCAUGAGCUACAGCAGCAGGAAGAUACCUUAAGUCUACUGUUUGCUUCAGAGUGGAACAUUAUUGGAUGUUAACUUCAGGCUCAGAGGAAGCAUCCUUGUGUCAUAUGCUCACUGAGGUUGUUGGCUGUUGUGUAGCAGGUCACUAAGAGUUGUGCUGUUUAGAUUUGUAUCACUCAACAUGAGUAAGUUUCACAGUGAGCUGACUCAGAGGGAGCAGGACUUGCUGAAGAUCCGUCGCGACAGCGACACUAAGGCUGCCGAACUUGUCAAGAUGGAGAAGAUGCUGGAGCAGACCAAGAACCUGUUUGACAAGAAGACAGAGUCUGGUUCAGAUAGCAUGGGCUACCAGGAGAACAUGGUGGAAGACCUGGAAGAAAAAGUGCGCUCCAGCAGACGACAAAGGAGAAACUCCCUCCAUCACACACAGAUGCUGGAGAGCCAGAUGAAAACAGUGAAGGGCGAGCUGGUGGGCACACUGGACCAUCUUCAGGAGCUGAGGAACGUCUUGCGUCGUUCACAGCAGAAAGCAGAAGAGCGCAAAGCUGCGAUGGAGAAGCUGGCAGCAGGGCUCAGGUAAAGCUUUAAUACACCAACUGAAUGUCUGACCUGCGGCCCUUGAUCCUGCCAACCAAACUGUGCCGAGUUUACAGAAAAGAAGACCGCACCCAUAUGCUGGUAAAAAAAAGAAAGAGACUUCAGCCGCUGCAUUGGUCUUCCCUCUGUUCUCCUCCAUUGCUGCAGUAAGCCAUUGUAUUGCAUCCAAAGACUAAAUUGAAAAGACUUUAUCCGUGGUAUUUCACAACCUGCCUUUAACAAACGUCUAAAGUAGCUUUUUCUUCCUUUUAUUGCCCAUUUUUGUCCCACUCUCAUUAUUCUCAUAUUUUGAAGGCUUUGUGUUGGCAUGCUUUGAAUUUUAGGUUGUUGUCCAGAACUUGGGCUUCUCUGUGUCUUCUAGAAAUAAUUUUAAUCCUGCUGCUUAUCCCAUCAGUGAACCAUCCGUUUUAAAACUACUCUGAAAUAUACAUACAGUACAGUAUUAUACAUACAGUACAGUAUUCCAUAUUUCUGUGAUGUUCUUUUACUUUUUGCAGAUUGCACUUAAUGAGAUUGCUCAUCUCAGAGGCAAUAAUAAGUAGUAUUCAGCUCCUAAAAAUAUAUCCUGAGCAGCCCUCAUAAAUGCUUUUUUUUCUGGUUUGCUGUCUGCUUAUCCAUUUAUGAAAAGAAAAUAUCUCUAUGAUUGAUGGGAUUCUUAUGUGCAGCCCUGGAGAUCACCUCAAUGUUAUUGCUUCAUGAACCCGAUUUUAUUGAAUUUAUUCCUGCCCAUAAUAUCAUGUAUAUGGUGUUUUCUAAUGUAAAUCUGUAAAUUCAUAAUCUUAAUCAUUGUGAUGUUAUUACAUUCUUAGACACUGAUCAAUCUCAUGAUGUAUGCAUUGUUUCUUGGACAAUCUAUAUUUGUAUACACAGCUACAAUAUAACAACAGAAAAUAUUUGUGAUAAACACCACAGAGAUAAUUUUUGCUUUAAUAUCUUUGUAGGACUGGCAUAUACAAAUGUAUCUUUUAAAUGAACUGUUUGAUAAUGUAUUGUCAGAAGUGCAAAAAUAAAUCAUCCUGAGAUUUAAACAUUAAA